Cynocephalus volans (Philippine flying lemur) is the source of this 4749-nucleotide messenger RNA. It is a transcript of the gene ZBTB7A, whose product is annotated as zinc finger and BTB domain containing 7A. NCBI's taxonomy places the organism in Eukaryota, Metazoa, Chordata, Mammalia, Dermoptera, Cynocephalidae. The record is from RefSeq and is a predicted model, not a curated record. The transcript is spliced from 3 exons. Bases 535 to 2289 code for a protein of 584 amino acids. Gene Ontology annotation, molecular function: protein binding; DNA-binding transcription factor activity, RNA polymerase II-specific; RNA polymerase II cis-regulatory region sequence-specific DNA binding. Gene Ontology annotation, biological process: regulation of transcription by RNA polymerase II.
GCUCUGGGGCCAGAUAAGCCGGCGGGCUGGCACCGCGCCGCAGCGAGCGGGGCGCAGAGGUCAGCGGCGGGGGGCGCCGGGCCCCCCCAACGUGACAAAACCUAAUAACAGCCCGGUCUCCCCGGCGCGGCGGGCGAAGCCCCACGGGAGGGCAGAGACGUGGCAAGAGGGGACCUGCCGAGCCUGUUCUGGCCUCCGAGGCCGGGGCGGGGGGGGCUGGGCGUGGGGGGGCCGGCGGCUGCGGCACCUUUAAGACAAGGGAGGACCCCUCUUGCCCUCGGAGAAACCAGGAAGGGAGUCGCGAGCAUCAUACGGGGCUUUGGCUGUACUGUACAGUUACUGUAGGGGCAGUGACGCCGCCGCCGCCGCCGGAGCGAGGGAGCGACGCGGGGAGCGCGAGCGAGGGGACAGCGAGCGACGCGGACCCCGGAGGCGAGCGGCCGAGGGAGCCCAGUCCCCACUCCGGGCCCCGGCCCCGCGCGCCCCGGCCCGGCCUGGCCCCGGCCCCGGCCCCGCGAGGUCUCGGCGCGGAAGAUGGCCGGCGGCGUGGACGGCCCCAUCGGGAUCCCGUUCCCCGACCACAGCAGUGACAUCCUGAGUGGGCUGAACGAGCAGCGGACGCAGGGGCUGCUGUGCGACGUGGUGAUCCUGGUGGAGGGCCGCGAGUUCCCCACGCACCGCUCGGUGCUGGCUGCCUGCAGCCAGUACUUCAAGAAGCUGUUCACGUCGGGUGCGGUGGUGGACCAGCAGAACGUGUACGAGAUCGACUUCGUCAGCGCCGAGGCGCUCACCGCGCUCAUGGACUUCGCCUACACGGCCACGCUCACCGUCAGCACGGCCAACGUGGGCGACAUCCUUAGUGCCGCCCGCCUGCUGGAGAUCCCCGCCGUGAGCCACGUGUGUGCCGACCUCCUGGACCGGCAGAUCCUGGCGGCCGACGCGGGCGCCGACGCCGGGCAGCUGGACCUGGUGGAUCAAAUGGAUCAGCGCAACCUCCUCCGCGCCAAGGAGUACCUCGAGUUCUUCCAGAGCAACCCCAUGAACAGCCUGCCCCCCACGGCCACCGCCACCAACUUCCCAUGGUCCGCCUUUGGCACGUCUGAUGAUGACCUGGAUGCCACCAAAGAGGCUGUGGCCGCCGCUGUGGCUGCCGUGGCCGCCGGUGACUGCAACGGCUUGGAUUUCUACGGGCCGGGCCCCCCAGCUGAGCGUCCCCCGACGGGGGAUGGGGACGAGGGCGACAGCAACCCAGGUCUCUGGCCAGAGAGGGAUGAGGAUGCCCCCGCCGGGGGUCUCUUCCCGCCCCCAGUGGCCCCACCGGCCGCCACCCAGAAUGGCCACUACGGCCGGGGCGGGGAGGAGGAGGUGGCCUCACUGUCGGAAGCAGCCCCCGAGCCAGGCGACUCGCCAGGCUUCCUGUCGGGCGCAGCCGAGGGCGAGGACGGGGACGGGCCUGAAGUGGACGGGCUGGCGGCCAGCACGCUGCUGCAGCAGAUGAUGUCGUCGGUGGGCCGGGCAGGGGCCGCGGCAGCAGGGGACAGCGAUGAGGAGUCACGGGCGGACGACAAGGGCGUCAUGGACUACUAUCUGAAGUACUUCAGCGGCGCCCACGAUGGCGACGUCUACCCAGCCUGGUCGCAGAAGGUGGAGAAAAAGAUCCGCGCCAAGGCCUUCCAGAAGUGCCCCAUCUGCGAGAAGGUGAUCCAGGGCGCGGGCAAGCUGCCGCGGCACAUCCGCACCCACACGGGUGAGAAGCCCUACGAGUGCAACAUUUGCAAGGUCCGCUUUACCAGGCAGGACAAGCUCAAGGUGCACAUGCGGAAGCACACGGGCGAGAAGCCAUACCUGUGCCAGCAGUGCGGGGCCGCCUUCGCGCACAACUACGACCUGAAGAACCACAUGCGUGUGCACACGGGCCUGCGCCCCUACCAGUGCGACAGCUGCUGCAAGACCUUCGUCCGCUCCGACCACCUGCACAGACACCUCAAGAAGGACGGCUGCAACGGCGUCCCCUCGCGUCGUGGCCGCAAGCCCCGCGUCCGGGGUGGGGGGCCCGACCCCAGCACGGGGACCGCCACCAACCCGCCCGGCGCCCCUGCCCCCCCGGGUUCCCCCGAUGCCCGGCGCAACGGCCAGGAGAAGCACUUUAAGGAGGAGGACGAGGAUGAGGACGAGGCCAGCCCUGAUGGCUCGGGCCGCUUGAAUGUAGCGGGCGCCGGCGGCGGAGGUGACAGCGGAGGUGGCCCCGGGGCCCCCGCCCAUGGUAACUUCACGGCCGGACUCGCCUAAAAACCAAAAAGAGAAAACAGAAACCCGAGCGAGUGAGAGAGAAAAACCACCCACCACCCCCGAAAAACAAAAAAAGAAAAUCUAUCUAUAUACAGAAAUCUAUAUCUAUAUAUAUAUAUGCAGAUAUAUAUAUAUGAGGCGUCACAGGAGCUAGGGUAGCGCUUUCCUCAGAUCCUCCCUCCACCGGGUCCCCUCCCUCCCUGUCCCCCUCACCCCCUCACUGGGUUUCAGGGCUUGGUUUGGGGUUUCGUGGGAUGCAAGGAUUCCGAGCCCCUCCCGGGCGCCCGGCAUGGGGCUGGGGUGAGGGCAGACGUGGGGUGUCUGGGGACUGGGUGGGCUUUUAUUUUCCUCCCCUCGAUGGUUUCUAUGAGUCUUUGAUCCAAGACCUUAAAUGAUUUCUGUCCGCUCUGAGCGGACGUUAAAAUGGCCCCUGUCCCCAACCCCCCACCCUCCUUCCUCAGGGCACUUACUAAGGGGGGGUCUCCCCCUCGAUCUCCCGAAAGGCCUCCCCCUCCCAUCCUGCCGAUGGCCUCCCACCCCUGUAUCUCCUGGCCGCCAAGACACAAAUCUAUUUAUUUCCAGGCCUGGAGAGAGGGGAUAGGACUGGGGCCCUGGGGGGGCUUAGCAGGAUGGCCCCCGGGGGCUCCCGCCGCCUCCCUUCACGGCACUUACGACCGGCGGGACCCGAGGGACCGUCCCUCAGGGCGCCCCCACCCCACCCUGUCCGCUCCCGAGCCAGGCCGCCCACACCCCACGUUUGGAGAUUCAACACUUUUGUCUUCGCCCCUCUCCUGAGCUCCCCUACCAACUUUUUAAAGCACUUUUUAGAUUUUUUUUUCUUUUCCUCCUUAAAAACAAAAUUUAUAUAUAGAUAGAUAUAUAUAUAUAUAAUAGACUUUUUCUCAGAGGCACAGGAGCGGCUUGGGUGGGCACAGAGCCGAGAUCAGAGGGGUCCAGGGUCUCACGUUGGCAGGGAUGGGGGGGCGAGGCCAGAAGUUCCAAUGUCACAAAAGCAAUAAAAACCACAAUUUUACAAAAUGAAAGGAAGGAAGAAAAACAAAAAACAACAACAAAAUGGCAACCAACCACAUUAGAAGUCUUGGCACUUUGAAACAGAACGGGUACUAUACUUUAUCUUAAUUCUUAAUUUAAAAACAUGUUUACAAGUUGCAACCAACUUCUAUGAAAAGUUGAAAAGACAAAAAAAAAAUAAGCGAGAGAGAGAGAGCGCAAAAGAAAUUCCUAAAAGUCGAUUUAUUUUUGUACAAAAUAAUAAAAAGCAAAACCCAUCACAGACGUAGAAUCCACUUCUGUUCCCCAAGGCGAAGAGGGGGCUCAGGCAGCCCUCGGAAGGGACCGGGAGCGCUCCGAGGUGCGGUCUGUGCCUCGCUGCGGACGGUGGCCUCCAAGGCAGGACUGUGGGGUUUUUGUGUCUGCCAUGUCCUCCCCGCCCACCCCGCCUGUCCCCUUUUUUGGUUCUGACUUGGAGCUGUCUUACAGCCUGCUAGCCAUACAAAUGGCCGUCUCUGUCCACGGGGACCCCCCCUUACUUACUCCCGAGCUCAGGGAUGGGCCCAAGAGAGGGCUGGUCUCCCCACCAGCCAGAGCACCCCGAUCGACCCCACUUCCCCCCACCCCCUGUCCCCCCACCCUCAGGACCUGCCCUCCAACAUGGUGCCCUCUGCAUGGCCAGUAAGGAGCCACCGUCUUGGAGGUGCUGUCCCUGUUGAGGGGGGUGACACAGGACCCCCACCUCCAGGGCCUUAUAACCCCCCCGCACCCCUCUUUUUACUCAAAGGCACUGACUGUAAUCCAGGGGCUGGUACCUGCCUCCCCCCAACCUCUGGCUCCCAAAAGGCCCGGUGUUGACCGAGCCGCAGGCCACGGAUGGGGGCCGGGGUUGGGGGGACCGUGUUGCCAGACGCCAGCGCGCCCUCACCCGACCCCCUCUCGCAUAUGCAACGCCUCCCGUGGGACCCUGUACAUAGCCGCUCUGCUGAGCUGAGACUCCUCGUCAAUGCCCGGGGUGGGGGUGUCCCUGCGCCCCCCACCCCCAGGCACUGGCCCAUCUCCCCAGUACCCCCUUUCCUCUGUAACAAAAGUCUUCUCGUCUUUUCUUUUUCUGUUGUUUUUAAAGGGAAGCUUUUUAAGAAGGCAAUUUUCAUACUGUUCCUACAGGAUAGUUUUUGUUUCCUUCCCUCCCUCCUUUCCCCCCCGCAAACCUGUCAGCCCCCCCAAAUGUCUCAGGAUCCCCCUCCAGGGCCAGCGGAGGGGGCAGGCCCAGGGCCCGGUGGCCUCAUUCAUGCCCCAAUGUCACGGGGGCGAGCUAUUUUGGAGAACCAUCUGUUGAGGCUGGGCAGGGAGCUCCAGCACCCAGGCCAGGGGACCCCCCCCCCAACUCCCAGAGAGGUCCCCUGAGGAGUGAGCCCUCUUCCCCCUGCAAUAACACCAAUUCAAAAA